AUGAGAGCUGGAGUGCUGUGCUUCAUCUCUUUCUUCACCGUCACUGGGGCCCACGACGCCCUCCUGGGGAGAAAUGGCGAUAUCAAAACAAAAAGAGAACUCAUUGUACAUAAGGCAAAGCAUUCAGGCCCAGUCCAGGAAUAUGAGCUGCUACUUCAGGUGGCCUAUAGAGAUUCCAAGGAGAAAAGAGACUUGAAGAACUUUCUAAAGUUCUUGAAGGCUCCAUCAUCCUGGCUACACGCACCUGUGACAAUUAUCAGAGCCAAGGCCACCACACACUGCAGCAGCCUGAAUGGAGUCCUGCGGUGUGCCUGUGAAGACGGUUACACUUGGUUCCCCCCCUCCUGCCUUGAUCCCCAGAACUGCUGCUUCCACAUGGCUGGAUCACUCCCAAGUUGUGAAUGUCAACUCAACAACCUCAGCCAGAGUGUCAAUUUCUGUGAAAGAACAAAAGUCUGGGGCACUUUCAAAAUUAAUGAAAGAUUUAUAAAUGACCUUUUAAAUUUGUCUUCUGCUGUGUACUACAAAUAUACCACUGGAAUUGAAACCCAACUUAAAAAAGCAUACAAAAGAAUUCAAGGUUUCGAGUCGGUUCGGGUCACCCAAUUUCGUCAUUUGGGAGAUGGAAACAUCAUGGCGGGGUAUGAAGUUGUUGGUUCCAGCAGCACAUCGGAGUUGCUGUCGGCUCUUCAACAGGUGGCCACGGAGGCUAAAGCGGCCCUUCACCGGCUGUUUGCACUAGAAGACAGCUCCUUCAGAGUGUUUGGGAAAGCCCUGUGUAACAGCGUUGUAUUUGGAUUUGGGUCCAAGGAUGAUGAAUACACCCUUCCCUGCAGCACUGGCUACACCGGACACAUCACAGCCAGGUGCCAGUCCUCUGGGUGGCAGGUCACCAAGGAGUCCUGUGUGCUCCAUCAGCUGGAGGAACUGGAGAAGAAUUUCAGUGUGAUUGCAAGCAGUGCAACUGAGGCAGCUGUGUCCUCCUUGGUGCGAAAUCUUUUAGUCAUCCUUCAAGAAAGCCCAUCAACCACAGCUGGGAAUCUGGCUUCGGUGGUGUCCAUUCUGGGCACUGUCUCAUCCCUGUCACUGGAAAGCCAUUUCAGGGUGUCCAAUUCAACAAUGGAGGAUGUCAUCAAUAUAGCUGACCACAUCCUUAAUUCUGCCUCAGUGGCCAACUGGACAGUCUUACUGCAGGAAGGAAAGCCUGCCAGCUCACAGUUGCUAGAGAUCUUGGAAAACAUCAGCAUUCUGGUGCCUCCAACGGUUCUGCCUCUAAAUCUUUCUCGGAAAUUCAUUAACUGGGAAGGGAUUCCAGUGACCAAAAACCAACUCAAAAAGGGUUACACCUAUCAGAUUGAAAUGUCCUCCCCAAAUACUUCCAUUCCCAUCAGAGGCCACGUGUCAAUUGGGUCAGACCAAUUUCAGAGAUCCCUUCCCGAAACGAUCAUCAGCAUGACCUCGUUGACCCUGGGGGACAUUUUACCCACUCCCAGAAAUGCCAGUGCCCAAGUCAAUGGGCCUGUGAUAUCCACAGUUAUUCAAAACUAUUUCAUAAAUGAAAUUUUCCUGACUUUUUCCAAGAUGGAGUCAAACCUGAGCCAGCCUCAGUGUGUGUUUUGGGAUUUCAGGCGUUUGCAGUGGAACGAUGCCGGCUGCCACCUGGUAAGUGAAACGCCAGACAGCGUGACGUGCCGAUGUACUCACCUGACCUCCUUCUCCAUGCUGAUGUCACCCUCUGUCCCCACUCCCGUUGUCCCUAUUUUAAAAUGGAUCACCUACAUGGGACUAGGCAUCUCCAUCGGAAGUCUCUUCUUGUGCCUGGUCAUCGAGGCUCUAUUUUGGAAGCAGAUCAAGAAAAGCCAAACUUCCCACACACACCAUAUUUGUUUGGUGAACACCGCCCUGUCCCUCCUGAUUGCCGAUAUCUGGUUUAUUGUCACGGACACUGUGAGUACCACAGUGAACCCCUCUGGAGUCUGCACAGCUGCAGUGUUCUUCACUCACUUUUUCUACCUCUCUUUGUUCUUCUGGAUGCUCCUGCUUGGCAUCCUGCUGGCCUACCGGAUCGUCCUCGUCUUCCAUCACGUGGCCCUGCCUCUGAUGCUGGCUAUCGGGCUCUGCGUGGGCUAUGGAUGCCCCCUCAUCAUAUCUGUCAUCACCAUCGCCGUCACACAGCCUACCAAUAGCUACAAAAGGAAAGACGCGUGCUGGCUGAACUGGUCCGAGGGAAGCAAACCUCUGUUGGCGUUUGUUGUCCCUGCGCUGACUGUUGUGGCUGUGAAUCUGGUCGUGGUGCUGCUCGUUCUCAGGAAGCUCUGGAGGCCAGCUGUUGGAGAAAGACUGACUCAGGAUGACAAGGCCACUGCCAUCCGCAUGGGGAAGAGCCUCCUGGUCUUGACCCCUCUGCUGGGGCUCACCUGGGGUUUUGGUAUAGGAACAAUGGUGGACAGCCAGAACCUGGCUUGGCAUGUAAUUUUUGCUUUGCUCAAUGCAUUCCAGGGUUUUUUCAUCUUAUGUUUUGGAAUACUCUUGGAUAGUAAGCUGCGACAACUUCUGUUCAAUAAAUUGUCUCCCUUAAAUUCUUGGAAGCAAACAGCAAAGCAAAACUCAGAUUUAUCUCCCAAGCCCAAAUUCUCAAAGCCUUCCAACCUGCUGCAAAACAAAGGCAAUUAUGUGCUUUCUCGUACGGGACCCUCCUCCAAGGAUGUCAUGCUAACUCAGUUUUCAUCAACUGAAUAAGACAAGGAACCAUAAAAUCAAGGGAAAAAAUAUCUGAAACAACUUGACAUUUAGAUCUAAAUGUCAGUGGAGAAAUUAUAUGUCAGUAUUAGAUGUGAUUUUCUGAUUUAGGAGUCUGGGAAUAAAACAAAGGAGAUCUCCAUGGCUU
Messenger RNA from Otolemur garnettii (small-eared galago), 2887 nucleotides. RefSeq names its product adhesion G protein-coupled receptor F1 (gene ADGRF1). Gene Ontology annotation, cellular component: plasma membrane. Gene Ontology annotation, biological process: adenylate cyclase-activating G protein-coupled receptor signaling pathway; neuron projection development; synapse assembly. The coding region runs from base 1 to 2739 and encodes 912 amino acids. The record is from RefSeq and is a predicted model, not a curated record. Lineage: Eukaryota; Metazoa; Chordata; Mammalia; Primates; Galagidae. Gene Ontology annotation, molecular function: G protein-coupled receptor activity. The transcript has 14 exons.